Ochlerotatus camptorhynchus is the source of this 1058-nucleotide messenger RNA. Its product is annotated as protein Wnt-2-like. Gene Ontology annotation, molecular function: cytokine activity; frizzled binding. The annotation marks the transcript as partial. Gene Ontology annotation, biological process: neuron differentiation; cell fate commitment; canonical Wnt signaling pathway. The transcript has 5 exons. Gene Ontology annotation, cellular component: extracellular region. Lineage: Eukaryota; Metazoa; Arthropoda; Insecta; Diptera; Culicidae. The record is from RefSeq and is a predicted model, not a curated record.
AAAUUGAUCGCGUCUUUUGAAGAGGAGAAUAAUGAUCAAGACAUCGAUAAUUGCAGCAUUUUACAAAUUUAUCAUCGUGCACGGUGUCCGAUAGCUAGUGUUAAUGGGCCAGGUAUAUAACAUCGGUGUUAUUUUAUGAUCUUAUAAUUGUUCGCUGAUUGAGUGCGGCCGGUUGAAGUGAGUGAGUACGCUGGGCCGCUAAGAGAUUCCAUAAAUUUACAUAAGCCGACAACUGCCAUCUUUCAUCUUCGCGUGUCAAUGAAUGUGUGCGCCAAUGGGACCUGUUGUUGAACGAAGAAGAGUGGUUUGAAGAAACAGAGUACUUUCUGUUCCUAAUCUGUGCAACGACGAUAGCAGAGGCAGUGGGGUCCUCUGCUUGUAGUUAUGGAUAUCCCAGCAAUGCCCAAGGAUGAUUGAUGAAAGUCAUAAUAAGCAACUACAUGCUAUCAACCAAUUAUCAUGAUCUGGAUAUUAUUUCAACGGGAUAAUGAUCGCACGUGUUAUGGAUUAAAAUGAGAAACGUUCCGCUGAUCAUAUGUAUGAUAUUCAUGUUUGUCGAAAUAAGACUCGCCGAAAGCUUCGCAUCCUCAGUUCUAUGUUCAAGAAUUCCAGGGCUGUCACCUUAUCAAAGACAACUGUGUAUUGAAGCCCCAGACGCUGUAGUAUCGCUAAGUACUGGACAAAAACUCGGUGCUCAAGAGUGCCAACACCAAUUCAGAGGUCAUCGCUGGAAUUGCACGCAAGUUUGGAAGAAGGACAUGUUUGGUCACAUUGUAAUAAUUGGAUCUCGAGAAGCAGCAUUCACAUAUGGGAUCACAAGCGCCGGAGCCGUCCAUGCGAUAACAGCAGCAUGCGCCAAAGGAAACAUCACAAUGUGUGGUUGCGAUUCAAAGCAGAAGAUGCAAUUUUCCACUGAAAGCGAUAGUUGGAAAUGGGGCGGAUGCUCCGCUGAUAUCGGCUUUGCCAUGCGGUUUACUAAGAAGUUUCUGGACGCACGGGAGAUCGAAAACGAUGAUCGGAGCAUGAUGAACCUUCACAAUAAUCGUGUAGGACGUAAG